CAAACUUCCAGCACGCGUGCCUCGUUCCAAGCCCUGCCAACUGAACUUCACUGGAAGAUUUUUGAACAUCUUGACUAUGCAUCCGCCCUGUUCCUCUCAGAGACAUGUCAUGUCAUCCAUACAAGAGAUCCAUUGAGAUUCCAGUCACCAUUCGACAAGCAAGAUUUUCUAUUUGUGGUCGAAAAUUACGCCCAGCAUUUUACUCGUACCCGUACCGCCCGGAGUUAUGCCUGCUUCUACUGCAACACCAUGAAACCAAGGAUACAGUUCGCAAAGGACAUGGUCAAAGGACCCUACAACAAGAAUCGACCUCGGACCAGAUCUCGCUACUGUCUUGACUGCGGCGCGAAACAGGGCUUCUACGGUGCAGGAGAACGGGUUCGCAGGACAGACGGUACAGUACUUUGGAAAUGCACAGUUUGUCCUGUGCUGACUGAUGGUUUCUACUGCGUGCCCUGUGGGAAGUGCCAUGACUGUUUGGUCGCAGAGCAUGGG
This is a messenger RNA of Aureobasidium melanogenum CBS 110374, 495 nucleotides long. RefSeq lists its product as uncharacterized. The annotation marks the transcript as partial. The record is from RefSeq and is a predicted model, not a curated record. Gene Ontology annotation, molecular function: protein binding. The transcript has a single exon. NCBI's taxonomy places the organism in Eukaryota, Fungi, Ascomycota, Dothideomycetes, Dothideales, Saccotheciaceae.